This is a messenger RNA of Impatiens glandulifera, 721 nucleotides long. RefSeq lists its product as uncharacterized. The transcript is spliced from 8 exons. The record is from RefSeq and is a predicted model, not a curated record. Lineage: Eukaryota; Viridiplantae; Streptophyta; Magnoliopsida; Ericales; Balsaminaceae. Bases 1 to 663 code for a protein of 220 amino acids.
AUGGCGGGAACGUGCAUCUAUCCACGGCCAUGGCCUAUCCUUCAUCGCGAUAGCAAAAGUGGAAUCCAUGGCGGUUUCCGAUGUUGUUCCAGAAACAAUGUAAGUAAGAGAGAAAAGGAUCCUCCGACGCCUUUCCUACUGAGAAUUGCAGUGAGCGGCGUCACAGAACUUCUCCGCAUUAUCUCUCCAUCCGAUAAAUUGAAGAAGGAAAAUGCUAUGACAGGAAAUGAAGUUUCAGUUUCUAGCAUUGAUGAUGUUGUUUUGAUCCUAAAGUCAGAUUAUGCAAAUGCUUAUUUUGUCACUGGAAAUUUCACUUCCACAAUUUAUGCAGAAGAUUGUUUAUUUGAGGAUCCGACUAUUAAAUUUUAUGGUUCCGAACUUUACUCUCGCAACUUGAAAUUGCUUGUUCCAUUCUUUCAACAUCCAUCAAUCGAGUUGAAAACAAUCAACAAGCUUAACAGCAGCUUGGGUGCGAAUUCUGUAUUGGCAAACUGGAAACUUAGAACCUACCUCAAGCUUCCAUGGAAACCUCUCAUCUCCAUUGAUGGAAGUACAGUGUAUGAUUUGGAUGAGGAACUUAAAAUUGUUCGUCAUGCUGAGAGUUGGGAGAUUUCUGCAUUUGAAGCAAUUUCCCAGAUUUUUACCCCAAGUCCUGGUAAGUAACUAAUCUAACUCAUCCUGUGUAAGUAAUUUUAACUUUAACACCAAAUUGUUUUUUUUU